UUCGGGUUAAAUUGUCUUCUCCCAAACCCUCAGACGCAUCUUAACGGGAAGAAGGCGGAAGAAUCUAACUGAGGGAGAAAGCGAGAGAUUAAUUUAAGAAAACAAAAAUCUAGUGAAAGGAAAAUGGUAGAUUCAUCAUCAUCAGAUUCUUUCUUGAAGAAGAACUGGCAAGAAUAUAAAGAAUUCUGGGCCGAGCGAUUUCCAUUUACCGAUGUCUAUUCUAGAUUCAUCCGCCGUGAAGACUCUCUUCCAACAUGGUCUGAAUCCGAUGUUAAUGAGUUCAUCGCCUCUGAUUCGGUCCACGGCCCCACCUUGAAGACUGCUAGGGAAGCUGCAAACACCGCCUUGGCAGGAAGUGCUAUUGGAGCUGUCUCAACUGCAGGCCUUGCCUGGAAAUACUCAAGGAGUUUACAUGGUGCCGGACUGGCUUUCUUAGGAGGAGGCGUUUUUGGCUGGACAUUCGGACAAGAAAUCGCAAACCACUGGUAUCAACUCUACAGGUUGGACACAAUGGCUGCACAAGUCAAAUUCAUGGAGUGGUGGGAAAACAAGUCCCAGAGGUGAUCGUAAAAUUUAUUGUGCCAUUGAAAGCGAAGCCUGUGCUCGGUUUCCUUUUGUUUAAUAACGGCGACAUGUCGAAUACAUAAUGUUUGGUUCGAUGCUGGUAAACUUUUUUUCUUCUUUUAGAAGCAACUUGAUGAAACCAGUUGUCCCAAUAAGUUUGCUGCAGUUCUAUCACAAUUUGCAAAUUAUUUGAAGUUUUGAUUUUGUCCAUUUUGAUAAGACUAU
Messenger RNA from Hibiscus syriacus, 789 nucleotides. RefSeq names its product succinate dehydrogenase subunit 6, mitochondrial-like. The transcript has 3 exons. Bases 124 to 564 code for a protein of 146 amino acids. Lineage: Eukaryota; Viridiplantae; Streptophyta; Magnoliopsida; Malvales; Malvaceae. The record is from RefSeq and is a predicted model, not a curated record.